Bicyclus anynana (squinting bush brown) is the source of this 1295-nucleotide messenger RNA. RefSeq names its product alpha-ketoglutarate-dependent dioxygenase alkB homolog 7, mitochondrial. Gene Ontology annotation, cellular component: mitochondrial matrix. The transcript is spliced from 5 exons. The record is from RefSeq and is a predicted model, not a curated record. The coding region runs from base 127 to 870 and encodes 247 amino acids. Gene Ontology annotation, biological process: DNA damage response; fatty acid metabolic process. NCBI's taxonomy places the organism in Eukaryota, Metazoa, Arthropoda, Insecta, Lepidoptera, Nymphalidae.
AAAUGUCAAUGUCAAAUUAGAUUUUAACAAAACUUAAAUUUUUCGAGGUUAUGUAUCUAUUGUUAUUAAUUGUAAAAUAAAUAUUAAAUAUACAUUUGAAUUGCGUACAAUAUUAAUAAAAUACUAAUGUUAACGUUUAGUAUACUCAAAAAAUGCAAAUACAAAGCGUCGGUGUAUAAACUGUAUAAGAAUCUAAGUGUUGAUGUUUCUCAGUCAAGAGUCAGACCUGCAGCCGAAAAAUUAUCAGGUGACACAAGUUAUAUAGAAAUCUUACCAUCAUGGGCUCCCAAUGAAGAGGCUGACUUGCGCACCAUCAUCCUGCACCACAUGCACAUCCUGCCUAACUUUGUCAGUGAAGAAGAAGAGGCUGCCUUGCUCGCUGAGGUGGAGCCUCAGUUGAAGAAGAUGAGAUACGAGUAUGACCAUUGGGACAAUGCAAUUGAAGGUUACCGUGAAACGGAACGCGGCAAAUGGAACAACCAAAACGAGGCUGUUUUAUCCCGAGUGAAGGAAAUGGCGUUUGCACCUAAAGCAGAGCUGUUGCCCUACGUUCAUGUACUUGAUUUGGCUGCGGGUGGACAUAUCAAGCCUCAUGUGGAUGCUGUUAGGUUCUGUGGUGACACAAUAGCAGGCCUGUGCCUGGCGUCCAGCGCCGUCAUGAGGCUGACGCACGAGAAGAAGCCUCACGUGGCUUUGGACGCAUUGCUGGAGCGACGGUGCCUGUACAUCAUGAGCGGAGUGGCGCGAUACGACUUUUCGCACGCGGUGCUGGGCGGCGAGCAUAGUGUAUGGAGAGGAGACCGGCUGCCCAGACGACGGAGAGUGGCCAUCAUAUGUCGCGAGCAGCCCAAAGCGGAGCAUAGACAAUAGUAUUACACCAAUUCGGAUAGUUAGGGAAUUAUUGUACUAGUCUGGCAAGAUCGUUGAUGACACUCCCAUGGUAUGAGGGCGACGGGGGGAAAGACUGCGUGGGUGUGAAAUCGUGCGGGGAAGUGAGGUGCAUCAGUCGUGGGGUUUUCAUUCAUCGCUACACGCCCCCGGCCCGCGCGGACCAUCGGGAGUGUUACGAACGAAGUUGCAAAGCAAUAAUCACCAAUGGGACUGUUGGUGUAUACCCAACCAGAGUCAUAGAUUUGUUGGGCAUACAUCUACAAAAACGUGGAUACAUAAAGUUUCUAGUUUAACGUGUAAAUAGUAAAAUAAAAAUACUGAUUUAUCGAAAUAAAAUCCUCCUCCCUCCUAUAGGCAGUAUUGGUUUUGUUAUAUAAAUAAAAUAUUUAUUGUUGUUGACAAAA